GUGUGUGUGUGUGUGUGAAUCGCUUAUAGCUGCUUUAACAGCAGCAGAUACUCUUCUUCUCCUCCCCGCUAACGUCACCCGCGCAGCCGUGGCGUCCCUCUGGAGCCAACAACAUGGAGUCCGACCGACUGCACCGCUAAAUCUCACCGCCUGAGCUUUCACUGAUCUUGCAGAAACGCGGAACGCGGUAUAUUCCUGCAGUAAAGCGGCGUGCGGCGUGUUCAUACUUCAGCCCCGACACGACAUGGACAGAGCGGCGUGCAGCGUCCACAGAGCGCCGCGGCGCGCAGGCCGUUACGAGGAGGACACCAUGUAGGUGAGUUCUGCAGAUUACAUGGUGCACCACCGGAUCAUGGAACCUAACAUAGGUCCUCUUCCAAAUAUGGACCCCCAUGAUCCGUCAUCCAUCCGGGAGCUGUCGGAAUCUCCCUCUCUACUCAGCGACAGCUUGAUGGCAGGAUUGUCCCAAGGUGGUGACCUGGAGAGAGAAGAUGAUGAUGUAAACCUCCACAAAAGUGCAGGGAACAGCGAUAGAAAAAACAGACCCUCUGCUUUCUCCUCAUCUCUAACCUGGGACUCAGACUCUGAGAAAGAAACAUUUGACGAAGAGGAACUACAGCACUUUUCUAAUCCUCAUGGCCUUGCUGCUCACAGUCCAGGAAGCCCCACCUGUGAACAGGAGCAUGACAAACUUGACUGUGGAGUUUACCGAACACCUGAAAAACCCAAGAAAAUAGUGUUAGACAAAAACUUGUCUAGUUCUUUGGACGCACAAGCUCAAGACAGAGAUGCAUGCAGAGAUCCAGGGAUGGUACAGUCCAGCACUCAACAAUGUGUAGAAAACGAUAAAGUUGGAUGCGUUUCGGAUCAAGUUGGGCCACUUUUCUCAGACACAAAACCAAAAGAGGAUGAGGAGAAAGAGUUUGAGCAGAAGAUUAAGGAAAUAAAGAGGGUUCCCGAACGAGAUGUAUAUUCCUUCCCAGGGGAUUCAGAUCCUGAGAGUCCACCACCAGGUCCCUGGGCACAAUGCACCUUUAUCCAGCGUAGGAGAAAGAAGAGAGCCUUAUUGAGACCUUUUUCUGGACUAAAUCCCUGGCAGUGCACACUGGGUACAGGCAGGAAGACCAGAGUAAACCCCUCCAGGGUAAAGGAGUGCGGUAAAUUUGUGAAUGAUAAGGAAGGGGUGUUUGAGUUUAAGGAAGAAGAAGAAGAGAAGGUUCAAGACAAGAAACAGUCACAAGAAGUCAAAGGAGAACUUUGCCAGGAGAUUUUCACUUGUGUCGAAUGUAGCAUAUACUUUAAAAAGGCAGCACAUUUGAGGGAACACAUGCGAGAACAUGGUCAAGAUAGUGGGGGAAAGGGACAGCUUGGAGAAGAUCAAGCAAGAAGAAGGCGAGCCAAGAAGAGCGGUUUUGAGUGUAUGGAAUGUGGACAGAAUUUCUCUGAUAGGCUGGUGCUGUUGGACCAUCACAGACAGCAUCAGGAGUCACGGCACAAAAUCUUGGAAGAGAUGGGAAAGCUUAAGGAGGGAGGGAAGAGAGCAAGUCGCAGAAAUUCCAGGAAGAUGGACUCUAAAGAGUCCAUUUCUGGCCAGUUUGUUUGUCUCAAGUGCAACUAUAGCUCUGACGUGCCUCAAGAGCUUGCAGAUCAUGCCAAGACCCAUACAACUCGAGCCAGGGCUAGUAAGCCCCGUGUCUCACCACGCUUCCAGCAAAAAUCCUGCCGAAAAGGAUGGAAACGGUAUUCUGCUAAUGCCAGAUCAGCCACAGUAGUUUGUGAUAGGUACCCCACCAGGGCUUCUGUGCAAAUGGGGGGAGGUAAGCCAGAAGUUCACCGUUUGCAGGCCAAGGACUGUGACACACAGAUUGAAAAUAAGACAGAUCUCUCUCCAGGACCUAGCCAGAAUCACACAGUAUCUGCAGAUCCAGCAGAACCCACAGACAAGCCAGAAUUAGAAAGUACUCAGACUGAAGCUGCUCCCAUUGCAAGUCCAAGCCUACAGGAGGAGUCUGGGUCUGCUGAGGUUGGGCUUGGAGAAAAGAAAGUCUCAGAGCUCCAAUGUCCUGAGCCUUUACUUACAAACACCAAGGCUGAAACACAGAAAAAGGAUGUUGUAUUUAAAAGCACAGGAAAUCGACGCUCAAAACGAGUUGGGAGGCGUGUAAUAGGACGAAGGCGUGCAAGUAGAAGACUGGAUCCCCAGUCUACUGAUACUAGUGAUACAAAUAUCAAUAUGCAAAACACUGAGGAGACCACAGAGCUGAGCAAAAAAGCUUCUGUACUACCAGAUACAGAGGGGCAUAUAUUGCUGACUAACAAAACAGAUGAGGAAACAUCUGCUCCUGCUAUAGACCACGAUUUACCUCAUCCAACGAAAGCCCCAGAGGACUCCAAAGAAGAGACGAAUGAAGAGACCCCACCUGACCGUGAAAAGGAUCAAUGUAGCAGAAACACCACUGAUGAAAAAGAUAAUGAAGAUGCUGCUGCUGCUGCUGAUGAUGAUGAUGAUGACGCUGUUGAUGAUAAUCGUAAAGAUGUUGAUGACCAUGAAGAUGACGAUGAUGGGACUGAUGAUCAGAACGAUAACACCAGUGACCAAGAAGAGAAUGAUGUUGUCAGCCAUCUUCUUGAUGUCUUAACUGAAGAGGAGGAUGAGGAAGAUGAAGACGGCAUUUUGUUGAAGACCGUAGAAAAGAAAUGUCCCUACUGCCAAGACUGUUUUGAUAAUGGAAUUGGACUGGCCAAUCAUAUUCGGGGUCACCUGAACAGAGUUGGGGUCAGUUACAAGGUUAGACACUUCAUAUCCCCAGAAGAGGUUAAUGCCAUUGAGAGGAAGUUCUCCUACCAAAAAAAGAAGAAAAAAGUUGCUAACUUUGACCCAGCGACCUUCAGUGUGAUGCGCUGUGAGUUCUGCAGUGCUGGAUUUGACACCAGGGCUGGUCUUUCCAGUCAUGCUCGUGCACACCUUCGAGAUUUUGGCAUCACCAACUGGGAAGUCACCGCUUCACCUAUAAACGUCCUCCGUGAGCUCUUCUCUAAGAGGCCUGACCUCGCUCUAUCCAUUACCCCUGCUUUUAACCCUGAAACACAAGACAAGAAACCAUGUAAAGAAGAGGAGGAGUCCAUGUUAGUAAAUGAUGAAGAAGGUGGAACUUCAGACCCGGUGCUGCAGAUACCUGCAUCUUUAAGUCAGUCUUGGAGAGAUGGUCAGAAAGAAGGUGAAGCUGAUGGUGGGAAUAACAAGAGGGAGGAAGAUGAAAAACUGCGAUUGCGGGAUGAUUUUAAUUCCAGCCCAGGAUCAAGCAGCUCAGAUGCUGCAGAAGAGACCGAGGCAAAAGGCUACAGUUUGUUGAAGUGUGAGGUGUGCGGUGCCUUGUUUGAGACACGCCGAGGUCUAUCCAGCCACGCUCGCUCUCAUCUGCGCCAGCUAGGUGUGGGUGUGUCUGAAAGCAGUGGUGCACCUAUAGAUCUCCUCUACCGGAUAACCAAGGAGCGGGCUACUGACUCCCAAUUAUCUGCUUUACCCACAUCCCACUCACCAACACCAACACCAUCACCCAAAACCACUGACCAUCAUGCUUUCUGUGUUCCCGUGCCAAGCCCCAGCAGGAGCACAGAGUUUGAAGAUGAACAAGAAGACAUUAAGCCCCUCUCACUUCAGCGUAAUGUAGCGAAGUCUCCCCCUUCCCCAAGUAGCCCAUCACCAUCUGGCUUGCAGCCAUCCUCUCCAUUUGGGAGAUCUCCAUCUCCCUCACAUUCUGCUUCCCCAUCCCCAGUGUUGAGGAAGGCCCCAAUCUCCUCAUUGCUGCCUGUGUCUUCCCCUCUGCGCUCCCAUGAGCACAGGACUAUGUCAAGGGCCCAUAAUUCAACCUUGUCCACUGCCCCAUCUCAACCACUCUGGGCAUCACAAGAAAGAGAAGCUCCUCUCAAUCUCGCAAUGGAUAUGGAUUCCAAUACAGACAUCAUAUGCAAGUUAUGUGGUGCCUGGUUUGAAACACGCAAAGGCCUCUCGAGUCAUGCUCGAGCACACCUGCGUCACUUCGGGGUGGAAUACUCAGAGUCCAAGGGGUCGCCCAUCGACCUGCUGAACACACUCAUACUCACUGAUGACUUCAAGCGCAGAGCUUCCUCCUUCCGCUCUGACAGCCCAGAGGACUUGAGAGUCCAUGGGCACAAUGUGGCUCCUUCCUCAUCCUCCAAAUCCACACCAACUUCUGCUUCCAAGAGGCCCUUCCUCUCUAACUCUGUCCUAUUGAAGAACACAUCAUUAAAAAGUGGUGUUGGCUCCAAAGCUACCUCUACAUCUUCUUCUUCCUCCUCCCACACCUUGCUCAGCCCACCCACCAAGAAGCUGAAACCUUCACAGCAGGUCUUCCGAAUGAGUGGCAGGGAGCUGGUGUCCAUCCCUCUAGCUGAACCAAUGAAAGAUGUGUGUUGUGAGUUUUGCGGUGAGCUUUUUGAGAACCGCAAAGGUCUUUCCAGUCACGCCCGCUCCCACUUGCGUCAGCUGGGCAUCACUGAAUGGUCGGUGAAUGGCUCACCCAUCGACACACUGCGAGAUCUUAUAACCCGCAGAGGCUUGCCAUGUGUCAUGCCUCUGAAACCCUUGAAAUCAUCCCCAUCCUCUCCUAGCCCAGGACCUCCUAGGACCUUACAACGUUAUUCCUCCCCACCAGGAGGUGUCCAUGGCCGUCAGACUUUCUCUUUCAAUCAGCACCAGCCUGCCAAGAUGGCAGUAUCAGCACCUGUCACCAGCACCUCCUCAACAGUGCUAAUGGUUAAGCCCAAACCUGAACCUGAGCAAGUGGAAGUUACUGUGAUUGGAGAGGGACGUGAUGGUUCUAGUUCUGAGUCACUGCAUCCGAGCUGGAUGAGCUCAAAUAAUGCUCAUCCCGUUAAUCUGUUAAUGACUCAAGAAAGGGAACCGUCCCGUGAUAUCCGUUGCGAGUACUGUGGCGAGUUUUUUGAGAACCGCAAAGGCCUCUCCAGCCAUGCCCGCUCACAUUUACGCCACAUGGGUAUCACUGAGUGGUCCGUCAAUGGCUCACCCAUCGACACGCUGUGGGAGAUUAUGCGGAAUCAAGGCACCACACCAGCAUCUGUUGUGUUAGGUGUAAAAGAGGAACCAGAGCAGGAAAGCACUUCACCCUGGGACAAUCAAGGGUAUCAGUCAUCCCGAGUCUCCCCAAAGGCACCCAUUAAUAUUCUCCACCCCAGCUCACGCCUCCAUAAGCCUUCAUUUGGGUCCACAGGGCUGUCAACUAAUGCCCCAGCAGGGAAGUUUCUUGGUAUGAAACCCACUGGGAAGAGGUUGCUGGGAACUGAAAGACACCUUGCUCAAAGGUCUCCUCCAGUCGCCCAGUCAAAAACCUUCUCACCCACACCACAGGACUUCUCUUUUAAAGGAAGAAUGUCUACAGACAAGUAUGGGGUAGGCCGCAUGGACGCCAGCUGUGAGUUGUGCGGUUUUUGCUUUGAGAACCGGAAGGCUUUAGCUAGCCAUGCUCGGGCUCACUUGCGACAGUUUGGUGUGACUGAGUGGUCAGUGAACGGUUCACCGAUUGAGACACUGAGUGCCUGGAUGCGUAGCAGGCCACAAACAGUGGCUGAACUGCACCGUAGCUACUUAUCAGAUGGGCAUGUUACUCAAAAGAAGAAGCAGUCAGGAGCCCAUUGGACAUCUCUAACACUGUCCCAGGGAAGGACUGUUGAUCGGCAGAUCAUGAACAGCUCGUGGAGUUCAUUAUCACGGGCAGUAGAGGUUAAAAAUGGAAACAGCAGCUCUUUUCACCAUGGCAUCUGUACCCAGGAUAGGGGACAUAACUCCAGCAGUGCAAUUCCACAUGCGCAAGUGGCUCGGAGUGAACUUAAUGUCCGGGUGACAAGAGGAAUCGAGCGACGGCCCCUGAAACAUCCAUCACAUGCUGAUGUAGGAGAGAGAGAAAGCUGUCCUCCCAAACCACCUCGCACUAGUACUGUUCCUGCCCUCGUGCCAAAGCCCCCUUCCACCCCUCUGGUCAAACUUGUGGGUAAAAUCUACUCCCUAAAGUGCCGGUUUUGUGAUGUGGAGUUUCAUGGUCCGCUGUCAGUGCAGGAGGACUGGAUCAGGCAUCUCCAGCAGCACAUUUUGAAACUUGACUACGACAAGCCAGCUCCCACCGCAAAUAACACUCCAGCCAAAUCUGACAUGGCUGUUCCUGGAAGGCAAGCCUCAGCUACUACCUCCACGUCUGUCACUACUACAGCAACUACUCCCAGCUCAGCCACGAAUCUUAACUCUACAUCUGUAUCUACACCAUGCAAACCUGUCUCUACUCCUACACCCACUUCAGCCCCGACCUUGACAGCUCCCACACUGACCAGCCCUCGAAUUCCAACCAAGGCUGAACAGGAAGUUGAUACUCCUGCCACAUAAUGCUUUUGUGUUAUGCUUUUCUUUUCAUUUUCUUUCAUUCUCUUUGUACUUCCUUUUGUUAUUAAAAAACAAGGGUUUGGAAGAGCAUUGCUUACUACCUAUUAAUUUUGACCCAGUUAACAACAUAAUAGGAGAGUUGAGCUUGAGAUAGGACAACAAACGAUGAUUCGAUUCUUGUGUUAUUAAGUAUUACCAGGUCAGUGGUGCUUAUGGGUGUAUCUGAAUAUGUAGUGUAACUAACUUGCUGACUGUGUCCUUCUUUUAGCUUAGUUGGAUAUAAGAGCGUAUAGAACAUUUUUUUUUCUUUCUACUGGACAUCUACCUAGUAGUUCUUAAUGAAAGGCACAAACAUAUAAACCAGUUUUUGUGUCCAUCCAAAAUUAUUGUAGCACUUUCUUUUAAUGCCUUUAUUUUCCAAAGCACUUACACACUAAGCCUUUAACCCUCUCUAAAUAAGCUUAUCAUGGCAGCCACCUACACGAUGGUUAACACAGUGUGCCAUAAUAAAAUAUGAGCUGUUAGUGCUGAUAUGCCCCUGCUCAAAUGUUUUUACAAUGCACCUUACAUGAUCUCAUUUGGAAUGAGACCUAAUGUAGGUCACUUUGUUUUCCUCAGAAUUCUACUAGUUUCUCAGUAAAUAUGACUGUUUGCUCUUUUUUAUGUAAAUGGCAAAAAAAAAAUCAUUUUUUUUGUUCAUAAAGGUUUAAUUAAGUUAACAAAUACUGUACAUUCAUUUGUGUUUAAUGUAACCAUGAUUAGGAAAAAAAAAAAGACUAAUGAAUAGCCUACCGUGUCUUUUUAAAUGUUCUGACUACUAUUUCUUGUCUGGGUUUUUAAAGGCUGGAACAUUACUGUUGGUACUGCAGAAAGAUGGCAAGGUACCUGCACAAGCAAAGCUUAAUGGUUAGAAAAUGUCAGUGUGCUUCAAUGUAAAGUAAAGCCUAGUUUGCUAUUUGCACAUUAGCUUACUGCACCCACUCUUGGUCUUUUGCUCCCAUUUUACUUUUAAAUUGGAAACUGCCCUGAAUUCACAAAAUGGAAAGUUGGCCUGAACUUGGGUUAAUUAAUGUAUUUGUUGCUUGCUUUGCCUACGACCCAAAUCCCUGUGCUAAUCUAAUGCACUUUUGAAUGCGCCCUGUUUUGGAUAGAUGACAAGAAUUUGAAUGUUUGGCAUAUGAGCAAUGAGCACUUUUACUCUAGGCUGGAUAGGGAGGUGUAUGUAAUUGUGUGUGUACGUGCAUGGACUUAAAAAGGUCAUGGGUAUGUCUUUGCCAUAUAGCCGUAAAUUUAGUUUUAAAACCAUUUUCAAUAGCACAUUUGUGUCCCUGCCAAGAACUUCACUGCACUGCGUCCAUCAGUCCGUGGCAGAAUGUGCCAAAGAAUCAGUGUGACAUGGGACAGUGUCCUACACUACAGCCGUCAUGCGAAAGUUCCUGACUGAAUUGAGGGAAGAGAUUUCAUCCUCUCGACUGGAGGAAACUAUGGACAGCGGAGACUGAGAAAAUUGAAGCUGUCCUUCUUCAGAUUAUAUUUUACAACUUGGAUAAACUACAUCUGAGAAACACCACAAAUCUUUGGUAUGCUGGAUCUUAAUCUCUGGACAUUUAUGGCUAUUGCUUGAUCAAAGAAGGGACUACUCGGAUACGUCAUGCUUCUGUUAAGGACUGACACAACUAUGUAGCUUCACAUGACUUUAGAUGGUAAUCCAUUUCUACACAGUGAAGCAAUAACAGUAUGGUCACAUGACACAAACUAUGGCGGUAUGUUUCACUACUCAUCGCAUUUCUGUGACUGUUAGACUUGCAGCAUUCCUGUGGAGUAUAUAACUAUAUAUAUUACUAGUAUCAAUCAUGAAUUAUGAUCUUCAUCAAUUUAUCAUGAGUUUAUUUCAACAAUAAUUUUGUGUUUUUUAUUGUCAUUUGUCUUUCUGUACUUGCAGUCCAGGAUAAGUGACAUAGAAGAAGUGUUAUUUUUUAUUAUUGGUGCUCAUGAUUUUAAUUGGAUAUGAAUGGAUUUGUAAUGUUCAGUGCUUCGAUCAUGAAACUAUCCUUAUGUCAACUGACUUGUCUUGAUGGGGACUGUAAUGCAGACCUCGAGAUGAGCUGCUGUUGGGAAGUGCCAAGCAGUUAUCCCCUGUAAGACUUUCCUUAGCUAAACUUGUUACAAGAAAAGCGUAUGUUUGUGUGUGUGUGUGUGUGUGUGUGAGAGAGAGAGAGAGAGGGAGAGAGAGAGAGAUUAGUGUAAGUGUGAGAAAGGUGAGAAUGCUAAGCUGCCAUGGAAAAAAUCAUACUGUGCACAAGCAUUAGAAAGAUUCAUGUGAAUCAACAAAUCAUUAAAUGUGAUCUGAAACAUACAGUAGUAGAGUCGCGUUAUUUCUGCUUUGAAAAUGAACAAACAUACACUCAAUAAAAUUGAAUAAAAAAUG
Molecule: messenger RNA, 8840 nt
Organism: Tachysurus fulvidraco (yellow catfish)
Lineage: Eukaryota; Metazoa; Chordata; Actinopteri; Siluriformes; Bagridae
Gene: wizb
Product: WIZ zinc finger b
Exons: 17
Coding region: 335-6415 (2026 amino acids)
Biological process (GO): regulation of transcription by RNA polymerase II
Cellular component (GO): nucleus
Molecular function (GO): RNA polymerase II cis-regulatory region sequence-specific DNA binding; DNA-binding transcription factor activity, RNA polymerase II-specific
Source: RefSeq, a predicted model, not a curated record